Molecule: messenger RNA, 3276 nt
Organism: Coregonus clupeaformis (lake whitefish)
Lineage: Eukaryota; Metazoa; Chordata; Actinopteri; Salmoniformes; Salmonidae
Product: 5-aminolevulinate synthase, nonspecific, mitochondrial-like
Exons: 12
Coding region: 182-2074 (630 amino acids)
Biological process (GO): heme biosynthetic process; hemoglobin biosynthetic process; erythrocyte development
Cellular component (GO): mitochondrial matrix; mitochondrion
Molecular function (GO): 5-aminolevulinate synthase activity; pyridoxal phosphate binding
Source: RefSeq, a predicted model, not a curated record
CCUUGUCCUUUCGUUCGUCCUCAGUGCAGGAUAACGAAACAGUAGUUAUAUCAACUAUUAGAGUUUUUAUAUUUACACCGAAACAGCGCUGAGAUCUUUUCCAAGCCAAGCUAGCUUUUUUUUACGUAGUUUGUGAGAGGGUGAUCCGAAGCAUAUCGAGGCUUGAACAGUCGUUGGAAGGAUGGAGACUAUAAUUCGCCGCUGCCCGUUCCUGUCCCGCGUGCCCCAAGCUUUCCUCCAGCAGGCCCGGACGUCCCUGGUGGUCUACGCCCAGAAAUGUCCUGUGAUGAUGGACCUGGCCUCCAAGCCUCUGGCCCGUUCCCUCUGCUCCUCCUCAGCUAGCUUCCAGAAGGCUGAGGACACCGUGACAUCAGCCCAGACAUCAGCCCAGACAUCAGCCGAGAAGGGAGCCAAUGGGGGCACCACCACCAAGCUGCCUCAGGUCCACCCCCACCCCAUGCCCCCCUCUGGCCAGGCCUCGGGGGCCUCCAAGUGCCCCUUCCUGGCGGCUGAGAUGGGCCAGAACAGCGGUGUGGUGCGCCAGGCCAGCAUCCAGCUGCAGGAGGACGUGCAGGAGGUCCGCACCGUCCAGAGAGAUGUGACCCCAGCCCAGGCGCUAGUCAGCAGUUCGUCCAAGCCUGGAGGUUUUGACCGAACCAAUCUGAUGAAGAAGCUUCUGAAGCAACGUCCAACCAGGGUGUCCCAUUUACUGCAGGAGAACAUGCCCAGCUUCUCUAACUUCCACUACGAUGAGUUCUUUGAGAGGAAGAUUGAGGAGAAGAAGAGCGACCACACGUACCGUGUCUUUAAGACGGUAAACCGACGGGCCACUGACUUCCCCAUGGGUGACGACUACACCGAUUCCCUUAGCAACAGGAGAGACGUGUCCGUUUGGUGCUCCAAUGACUACCUGGGCAUGAGCAGACACCCACGGGUCGUCAACUCCAUCACGGAGACGUUGCGGAAGCACGGCAGCGGGGCUGGAGGAACCAGGAACAUCUCUGGGACCAGUAAGUUCCACGUGGAACUGGAACAGGAACUGGCAGAUCUCCACGGGAAGGACGCUGCGCUACUCUUCACUUCCUGCUUCGUAGCCAAUGACUCCACCCUGUUCACCCUGGCCAAGAUGAUGCCAGGCUGUGAGAUCUAUUCUGAUGCAGGGAACCACGCCUCCAUGAUCCAGGGCAUCAGGAACAGCGGAGCCAAGAAGUUUGUGUUCCGUCACAAUGACCCCAACCACUUGAGAGAUCUGCUGCUGAAGUCAGACCCGUCCACUCCAAAGAUCGUGGCCUUCGAGACAGUCCACUCUAUGGAUGGUGCGGUGUGUCCUCUGGAAGAGAUGUGUGACGUGGCCCAUGAGUUCGGAGCCAUCACGUUUGUAGACGAGGUGCAUGCGGUGGGGCUGUACGGCGCUAGAGGAGGAGGCAUCGGUGACCGGGACGGCAUCAUGCACAAGAUGGACAUCAUCUCUGGAACACUGGGCAAGGCGUUUGGCUGUGUAGGAGGUUACAUCGCCAGUACCGACGCCCUGGUGGACACGGUCCGUAGCUACGCUGCAGGCUUCAUAUUCACCACGUCUCUUCCUCCCAUGCUGCUGGCCGGUGCCCGCGAGUCCAUCCACAUCCUUAAAGGGGAGGAGGGCCGCGCCCUCCGGAGGAAACACCAACGCAACGUCAAGCUGCUGAGGCAGAUGCUCAUGGACUCUGGACUGCCCCUCGUCCACUGCCCCUCUCACAUCAUCCCUGUCAGGGUGUCCGAUGCGGAGAAGAACACUGAGGUGUCUGACGUCAUGAUGAGCCGUUACAACAUUUACGUCCAGGCCAUCAACUACCCUACGGUCGCCAGGGGGGAGGAGCUUCUACGCAUCGCCCCCACGCCGCACCACACCCCCCAGAUGAUGACAUACUUCGUCGAGAAGCUGGUUCAGACGUGGAAGGAGUCCGGUCUACCUCUGAAGCCCCGUUCUUCAGCAGAGUGUAACUUCUGCCAGCAGCCGCUGCACUUUGAGCUGAUGACUGAGAGAGAAAAGUCUUACUUCAGAGGCCUGAGCCACCCCAUCUCCGCUCACGCAUGACGACACUACAGAAUACACUCAACCCAAUUCCUCUGUCCUGAAUCCCGAAUCACCCCCUUCCCUCUGCCCUACAGAAUGCGCUUUCACAUGCGCCUCCGCCAUAUGCACAACUGCUCCAAAGCUGAGGGAGUGAAAAUUAUCGAAGGUUAAGGGGGCUAAUUUAGAUUCUCCGAUAGCCACUUCGACCAAGCCAGUGUUUUGGAGUUUGCACAAUUUCAUACAAAAGAAUGGAGAGGCGUGCCUAAUUAUCCGUCACGUUCAUUUUUGUUUUUGUCUUAUUUCAAAGCUUUACACAUGUAACAAAUGGAUUACCUGCCAAAUUAAAUAUUUAACUGUUUAUCUCUUGUAAAACGACGGGAAAUUUGUUCAUUUGAAUUUCGUGUUUGUUUUUUAUUUGAAUGUGGAACAUGAAUUGCAUCAUUCAAGUCAUGAGUGUGUCCUGAAGUUGAUGGGGUUUAUUGAUUCCCUCUCAGAAAGUCUCCCUCAGAGUUUUGUCAGCAACACGUGACAACGGAGGGCCCUCUGAGCGAGUUGGUAGGGGCGAGGCCAGUUGAGGGGGUGGUUUGGCAUUCACCGACUAUCGCUGUCAUAAGCUGUAUUCACAAAUGGUACCAUAUGCCGCGUUCAAAACAACUGGGAACUAUCCGACUUCCGACAUCAGUUCGUUCAAGACAACUGGGAACUCGGCGGGAAAAAAACCUCAGCUCAGACUGGGGAAAAAUUGUUUUGAACGGUCGUCCAACUCAAAGUUCCAAGUUGGAAACUCAGGCAUCUUUCUAGAGCUCUGACUUUCUGACCUGAGGAUCACUGACGUCAUGGUUUGACCUUUUUUUUUUUUUUUCAUGAGUUCCCAGUUGUCUUGAAAGCAACGUUAUUCCCUUUUUACAGUGCCCUACUUUUGUCCAGGGCCCAUUGGGCUCUGGUCAAAAGUAGUGCACUGAAUAGGGUGCCAUUUGUGAUCUAUCCAUAGAAUGUAUAUCUGUCUACAUUGUCUUUUAUAAGUGUCAUAACUUAUUGAGUAUUUCAUGGGCACCAGAUCUUCUAUAUCCCUCAAACUCAUCUCUGGACCUCGAAGCCAGUUGCACUGCAUUUUUUCUUCUUCUCCAUGUUCCCCCUCUAAUCCCAACUAAUCAGGGACCUCGUAGGGUCAGAGUUGAAUACCGCCGGUCUAUAUGGUUGAAAUAAAUUGGAGAGUAAAAGAA